This is a messenger RNA of Alligator sinensis (Chinese alligator), 6539 nucleotides long. It is a transcript of the gene FTCD, whose product is annotated as formimidoyltransferase cyclodeaminase. Gene Ontology annotation, molecular function: folic acid binding; transferase activity. NCBI's taxonomy places the organism in Eukaryota, Metazoa, Chordata, Crocodylia, Alligatoridae. The transcript has 17 exons. The record is from RefSeq and is a predicted model, not a curated record. Bases 84 to 1709 code for a protein of 541 amino acids.
UUCUCCAGGCAGAAAAAGCAGCUCAAACCACCGUGUGUUCCCUAAACUAAACAGACCCGGUGCAGCCUGGGAUCCCCAGCACAAUGUCCAAACUGGUGGAGUGUGUUCCCAACUUUUCCGAGGGGAAUAACAAAGAGGUGAUAGAUGCCAUUAGUGGGGCCAUCUCUCAGACACAGGGCUGUGUCCUGCUGGAUGUGGAUGCUGGCCCCUCUACCAACCGAACAGUCUAUACAUUUGUGGGGACUCCAGAAGAUGUCGUCAAGGGUGCUCUGCGGGCAGCCAGAGUGGCUUUUCAGCUCAUUGACAUGAGCAGACACAAAGGUGAACAUCCUCGGAUGGGUGCCCUGGAUGUCUGCCCUUUUGUGCCAGUGAUGAAUGUCACCAUGGAAGAAUGUAUUCACUGUGCCAAUCUGUUUGGGAAGCAACUGUCUGCAGAGCUUGGGGUACCUGUGUACCUGUAUGGAGAAGCAGCACGGAAGGAGAGCAGGAAGUCUCUGCCUGCAGUCCGAGCUGGGGAAUAUGAAGCGCUCCCUGAAAAGCUGAAGAAGGCUGAGUGGGCUCCUGAUUUUGGCUCUCUGACCUUUGUGCCAAAAUGGGGGGCCACAGUAACGGGGGCCCGUAAGUUCCUCAUUGCAUACAACAUCAACCUGCUAUGUACGAAGGAGCUGGCCCAUCGUAUUGCUCUCAACAUCCGGGAGCAAGGCCGUGCACAGCACCAGCCUGGGCGCUUGAAGAAGGUCCAAGGCUUGGGCUGGUAUUUGGAUGAGGAGAAUAUUGCCCAGGUCUCAACAAACCUGCUUGAUUUUGAGACCACGGCCCUCCACACUGUCUAUGAGGAAGUCUGCAAAGAUGCCCAGGAGCUGAACCUGCCAGUGGUGGGCUCCCAGCUUGUGGGUCUCAUCCCUAAGAAGGCCAUGCUCGCUGCGGCAGAGUUCUACAUUAAAAAGGAGAACCUCUUCAUUGUGGAGGAGGAGCAAAAAAUCCGACUGGUGGUCAGCAGGCUGGGCCUGGACUCCUUGUCUCCAUUUAACGCCAGAGAGCGCAUUAUUGAGUACAUGGUGCAGGAUGGCAAGGAGGAUGGGAACCUGGUGUCCAAGUCUCUUCACAGCUUUGUGCGUGCAGUCGGUGCGAGGUCAGCAGCUCCAGGAGGAGGAUCAGUGUCUGCAGCAAUGUCUGCUAUGGGGGCAGCCCUGGGCUGCAUGGUGGGCCUGAUGACAUACGGGAAACGCCAGUUUGAGGAGCUGGACUCAGUCAUGAGGAAUCUGAUCCCUCCUUUCCACCAGGCCAUGAAUGAGCUGAUCGCAAUGGUAGACACAGACUCCCAGGCUUUCACCAGUUACAUAGAUGCGAUGAAGCUGCCUAAGAACACCCCUGAAGAAAGAGAAAAGCGUGAAGCUGCUAUGCAGCAGGGGCUGAAGAAGGCUGUAGGUGUCCCUUUUGCAAUGAUAGAGAAGGUGAAUUCCUUGUGGCCCACUUUAAAGGAGAUGGCUCGGCAUGGGAAUCUUGCAUGUAAAUCAGAUAUUCAGGUGGCAGCUAAAGCUUUAGAAGCUGGAGUGUUUGGUGCCUAUUUCAACGUAAUGAUCAAUCUCAAAGAUAUAACAGAUGAGGAGUUUAAGAAAAUGAUGUAUGGAAAAGUUUCCAGUUUCUUGGAAGAGGCCAAGAGUAGUGCUGCAUUUGUGCUGAGACUGCUCGAGAGCCGGGGAGCAUGAAGGAGAAUACUCACUAUGGGAGAUGCCAGACUUGAAUCCUGGCUUCGGUGGGCUAAAUUUCAGAGAAUACAAAUGUGAAAUGGUCACAUUUCCUGUGUUGUCUUGUGUUCCAACAGAUGUCAUCUCUGGUGAGACAGACUCCACAAUGAGACUCUUCCUGAUGCAACCAACCCCUAGGGUUAUGGGCUGUCUUACCUUUACCCUGCACACAUUAACCUGUGGCAGGUGCACAAAACUCCUGGGUCAGUGCUUGCGGCAUCAAAAUCCAUCAUCUCCUACAAGAGCAGAUGUAUCAGCCAUAGAGAAGAGGGGCUUGGCUGCCUGGGAGGUUGAUGGAGAGCUCAAAUCACCCUGAGGUGCCUAAUGGGGCACAUUUUGCCUGCCUAUUGCCUGGCUUGCCAGUUUUUGGUACUGUCUGUGUCUUGGGAGCUGCGCUGUCUUGGCUGUUCCAGCUCUACCUUCAGGGGGAAUUGCUGCCACUUUUUAGAAAGCACAGAGUAACUUUUUAUGUGUUCUUCUUAGACUCCCAAAGUGGGAAGUCAUAGUUUCCAAGAGCAGUUGGCAUUAUGUAAUGGAGACACCGCUUUCCCCUCCUGCCUGUUAGGGUCUAUCAUGCCCUUUAUUUCCAGCAGGCAAUUUAGAGGGUAAGAGAAUUGCAGCAAUGGGAAUGACUGGACUCUGGGAGAACAAUCUUAUUUCUUUAAACCAUACAUGUCUGGCUUCUGGUGAGGAUACAUGAUUUCAUGCACAAUUACAGAGACACACAGGUUCCUCCAGUGCCCUAGCAGAAGCUUUGGGGCUGGAAGUAGGUGUCUUGACAUGCAGGUUUGGAUGUUUCAGUACACUCAGUGCAAGUGAUGCCACCAUGAAUAAGAUCUUCUGGCAAUCAAGUCUCUAUUGGAGAUUUUUCGGUUGGGGAAGCCCCAGCAGGAAAACUUCAGUGGAGCACUGCUGCCAUGAAGCAAGAAACUACUGGGGCCAAUCCUUCCAAAGAUGGCCUAAGCUCCCUCUUUAUUCCAUGAAGGUCCUAGAAACCACUAGGCAGGCUCUGCAGCCUGUUUCAUGGGUGGAAAACCCCUGCCCAAGGGCUAGAGUUUGGAAGGAAAACAUUGUGUACUCUCCCCAUCUGUCAAGAAAACCUUCUGGAGGGAGUAAUUCUGCCCAGUCAUUCUUUUCUAGGCAGCCCAAGGUGCAAACUCUCGUGGAGGACAAACACAUUCAGCACCCCACUAUUUCUGAGAGAGGUUUCAGGGACACACCACUAAGAGUGAAAAUCCUCCUCCUCUCCCAAAGCUGUCCUAUCAAAUAUCAGGCAUCUUCCCUUGAAUGUUUCCUCUGAUAAAAUUUCAGCCAGAAAGGGAUUUUUUGAGGAAGGAAUAGAUGGGGAGGAUUAUCAGGCUGUAUGUUCAUUGCCUUAGCUAUUAUGAUUCAUGGGCUUUAUAAGCAAUAGGAUGAUAACAAUGGUGAUAGUAACCUUCUGAAGACGCGCACAGUUUUAUGGAAAGUUGUCCUCCCCAGCUGGCCCCUGUGAACUCCUGCAGGUCAGGCAGGAGUGAUUUUGCAUGUCAGUGUCUUGGGAUGGUCUUGGAGCCAAUGCUGAGCCAUCAUCUGACCGGUAGGGUGUUUGAAAGUCCUGCAUGUGAAAGACAAAUCAGUUUAAAUCACCACCUCCUCCCCCCACAAUCAGAUAACAGAUUGUUUUGUGAUAUGGGUUAGCAUAAUAAUUCACUCUUAGUAACAAAAGGGUGGGUUCUGCUGUAGGGACAUUAGGUGUCAGGGUGUUAGCAAAUAAUAGACCUAAGGGCCUUGUCUGACCUUAUUCUAUAAGCCGAACAAAUGUUAAUCAGCUUAGUGCCAUUUGGCUUAGUGGAGCGGUUACACAGUAAAGCAAAAAACCUGAUCUGACUGCCCCUCACUUGCCCAGAUAUGACUUGCAGCUAGAGGCUUGGUGAGCAGGGGCAGGAGUGGGAGCUAGGAUCAGGACCGGGUGCAGUUCAGCAGCCAGCUCCCCCCACCCCCUGGCUCAGACUGGCUCAGUCUGCUCCUAACGGAGCAGAACUGGUGUGGGUGGUACCAUGGCCACCAGGCGCUCCAGUGACCAUGGUGUGUGCUCUGCCAGAUGUCCCCAGGAGAUGAGAUACUGUGCCCAGCCCCACUGUGCCCCAGUGUUCCUCCUCACCCUCUGCCUCCUGGAUGCUGGAGGGCUUCAACUUGAGUGGAAAAGCUAUGGAGAGUGGCCACAAAUUAAUGGAACAGGAGCAACAUUAGGUGAAGUAGAGAUAAUCCUGCCUUGGAGCAGCAUAACGUUAAACCAACAGUGAGUACUUUAAGGUGUUAGUGUGCAGCCAGUCUAGGAGCUCAGAGCUCCAGAAGCCACCUAAAAUUACUGUGUAACAAGACCCUUAGCAUGUAUUACCCAGCUGUUAUUUGGCUAGAAGCCAAUCAGAUGGAUAGGACAGAGCACAUCGGCUCCUAUAUGAGCUACCAAUGCAUUUCCAGUGGUGCCUCUCCCAGACUGAAUAUCAGAGGGACAGUAUAUUACCCUACAUCCAGCACAAGUUCAAGUGAGUUUUAUAAAAGCUGUGGUGACACAAGAAACAUCUCUGGUUGGCUUCACGGCUCAGUUGGAUUACCUUGCACUCAUUCCAGGAGAUGCACUUAGCUGAAAUGCUCUUAAAGCAUUGUUUUCCCCUUGUAAUAAUUUUCCUGGCACUGACACACAAAUGGAUUUAUGAGCCAUGCAACACAUGGGAUUGAUCUACCAUCACUGACUCUUUGCCUGUGCUCUGCCAUGAAGCCAAUUCUCCCAGGGCAGUAGUUGUAUUCCACACCCCUGAGUAGCUGUAAUCCCGUCUGCCUCUCUCAAAUGUGUAAAGAAACCAUGUGCUUUCCUCACUAAAGCUACACAUUUCCUUCUAAAAUAACACAAUGUACAAUUGGCAACACUACACACCCCUGUCCAAGCAUCCGACUCCUCCUACACCUCCCCUUCUCCUGUCUCUUCCAACCCCAGCACGUGGGCCCAUCCCCAGGUGUUACCAACAUGCUGGGGCUCUAGCAGUGUGGUGUCUCUGGCCCUGUGGCAGGGGUUCUCACAGCUGACAGGUGCAGUGGAGCAGCUAGCUCCCCAAACAACAUUCUCCUUAAUUAAUUCUAGUCCCAAAUCCCCCCUGUGCUUUCCUGUUUCAGCUCCCAGCUACUGCUAGUUCUAGUCUGCAGGGAAGGAGAGGGUCCUGGCAAGGAGAGGACAGUGGGUGGCCUCCUUCUUGCUAAACCCAACUACCCCACCAUGGAGGGAAGCAUAUGUAGGAGGAGGGGAGGCACCAAGUGCCCUAUUCUGGGCACUAAAAUGCUCUAGACCCUCCUUUUCCAGGCCAGAGUUGGUGCUUUGAUACAAAGGACGUGUCUACACAAAGCGGGAGCUGGCCUGAAGGAUGUGGGGGUCAGGGCUUUGUUCUGCCAAAGCUGAGUUGAGGCUAGGAAUGAGGGGAGAACGUGGGUGCUAUCCCAUUUUUGUGCUGCUGUUCUUGGCCUGGCCUCAGAUAGAAACUAGAACAGCCUCUUGGGGCCAUUGUAGAAGCAAAGAAUAGAAGGUGUAUGGAAUUUCCUAGUCAUACCCCAACAGAGUUCUCACAAAAGUUUACUUUGAAGUCAGUUUUCUUCCUUUCAGACUCCUAGGGAAGCCCAUAUCUCUUAUUUCCACAUGGUUGAUGUUGCUUUAUCCUACCACAGAGGUGUGGUACACACUUAACCCCCCCUACAUAAUCCAACUCCCAGAGGAGGCUUGCACUGAGGAGUUUGCACUGAUACUAGCGGGGGAGCAGAAUCAAGCCAUGACAAAGUCUGGGUAGAUGCUGUCUGACGCAUUCCGAUCAGCUGAUCAUUUUAUCGCUGCUGACUUUGGAGUAUAAAUGCAAGCAACACCCUACAUCCAGCCUCUGGCCAAGCUGUAAUCAGUCAAAAAUGACCUUCGUACUUCACCUGGGUGGGGAGUAUUGACAAUAUCAUACACUCUCAUGGUUACAGUACCUGGCAACAAGCAAGGAAAGAGGUGAGUGGUGCUGGACGCAUCUGGAAUGUGGAAUCCUAAUGCAGGAACCCCUGGUGGGAUGCCACCACCCAACAUGCAGCCUUACCCCACUCCUCCUGGAUCAUAUCCUGGCCCUUAUCCAGGGCCUGGCAUGCCAGCAUGCCCAGUCCCAGGCUAUCCUGGUUCUGGCUACCCUCCUCCACCUUGUGGACCCCCAGGCAUGCAUCCUGGGCCUGGUGGACCCCACCCCCAUCCUCAUGGACACCACCCACAUGGACACCACCCUCAUGGACCCCAAGGCAUGAUGCCUGGGGGACCAGGAUGUCAGCCCGUUCCUCCUGGUUAUUGUCCCUCGGGUGGUCAUCAUGGGCAUCAUAAAAAGCAUAAGAAAAAGCAAAAGAAGCAUUCCCAUGGACAUGGAGGCAAGAAAAGCAGUGGAUCAAGCAGCAGCAGCAGUUCUGAUUCUGAUUAAAGAAGACCUCUCCUCCCAGCCUGGAUUGAGAUGGGUGAUGCAACAAAAGAAGAAUCUAAUUUAAGAAUCUCUGUUAUUCUACCAAUCCAUUCUUCUAUUCCCCUUUCCACCCUCUUCAGAAUGAAUUUUGUGUAACCUGGUGUGUAGCAAUUUCCUGUUUCUGGCCUCUGACAUUUCUGGCUGGACACAUUUUAGGAUCCUGAACUGAAGUUUUCAACUGUGUCUUUAAAGAAAAUUCUCAGUCUUAGAGGGUUUCAUUCUCUAAUCCCUGCUGAGAUUCAGAGGGACCACAGAUAACAAUGUAAUGAUUAAAAGUUCUGGUUGUGAA